AUGGACACCCCACAGCGCGACGGCGACACCCCUCCCCAUCCUCCACUCACCCAACCUCCCCGUGCCGCGGUUCGCCGCCCGGCCCACCACCGAGCGGCGACACAACUCCCCCAGGAGAAACGCCGUGCGGCGACGACCGCGAACCGCACCCAACGCCCUGCCCCGGGCGCGGCCCGCGAGGUCAACACGAGCAACGAGAAGCUCGCGGAGGACGUCAGCAGCGACGACGAUGAGGGAGACGGACAGGUAUGGCGCACCAGGAGCGAACGAGAGAAGGAGACCCUCCGAGCCUUCUUCGGCGACGUCUCAGAUCGUGAAGACGACGCCAACCGCAUGUCGGACGGCACACCGACCCCCGGGCAGCGCAAGAAGGAGGGCGCACCGCGCGAGCCCUCCCCGGACCUCUUCGCCCCCGCCGCGCAAGCAGACGAGGACCCCUACGGGAUGGGCAACACGUCCAUGAACACGGACAUGGCCUACAGCCUCGCUGAGAACGCGGGCCUGGACGACGUCCCGUUGAGUCAAACGGGUGUGAACCUCGUCCCUCGCCAACCGGCCACCCAGCAGGCAUCAAUGGACGAGGACGCAGCGGAGGCGGCUCCCCACGGUGAGCCCGCAGGGGCGCUGCCUGAGGGUAAUCCGAGGAAGAGAGCUCGAAGGGACUCUUCCGCGGGGCGUCCGCCCGAGCAUGACGCAACGCCAGUAUCACACGGCCCGCAGAACGGCGGGGGAAGUGUCGGCCCUCCCAUCCAGCACAACCAAGGUGACCAAGCGUUCCAACAGGCUGAAGCGCUGCCGCCGUACGCCCCGCCGCCACCUCCCGCACAUGCAAUCAUGCAACCGCCAAUGGCCACGACCGCGCCCGGAGCUCCCGGAGCAGUGCACAUGCCGGCACCAGUGUACCCGUACCCAUACCCCCCGCAGGACCUCGCCCAGACGCGAACGCUGGCCACCAUGCGGCUCCUGCACCAGCGCGAGAUAGCGGCCGUCCUGGCUAAAAAGCUGAGGAUCUCAGUAGAGCGAGCGGAGCACCUACUAGACGCACCAUAUACCGGCGAAGGAGGCGUCCUCUCCGUCCUCUCCAAGAUGCCGGCGGACGCGUUCUGGCAGGGCAGCACGACGCCGUCCCCGGUCCCCGCGGCGACUAGGACGAGCCGCCAGCAGCUCGCAGCGCCUCCCAGCACGGGUCCCGCGCACCAGAACACUCGGACAGGACAGGGAAGGGCGGCGCGCCCACUCUCAUCGGCAUCCACGAACGGGGGCGGCCCGAUGGGUCUUCCGAUGGGCCCGAACAGAGCGCAGCAGGCGACGACUGCCCCGCAGCCCAUCCCCGCCUCCGCAACGGGACCAACGAGAGACCCUAGGCAGAGGCCGCCGCGUCAGGCGAGUGUGGCGCAUGCACCACUCCCCCAAACGCUCCCCGUGCACCCCCCUCCGCCGCUCGCACCCGCGGAGAACGCAGCCGCCGACUACGACAUGGGCGACGACACGCAGUACGCGCACUGGCUCCCAGAGUUCCACAACGACGAACUAGCGGAGCUCCGUAGCCGCAUUCCGGAGUGGGCGUUCCAGCCGCUCGGUGCAGAGGAGGAGGCAUUGGACGGCGACAGGAUGGACGAAUACCUUGAAGACGCCCCCCCAGCGAGGACGGAGAUCGAGUACUGGGAGGCUGUAGCGAGACUGGGCCUGUCCCAGAUCCCUGGCGACCGCUUCCCCGAAGUGCACGAGCGCGAAGUCGGCGGCCGGCUCAGGAACUGCGAUGAGACGGCGCUCGAGAAGUGGCUUACAUGCCCGAAGACAAGACGCUGCCUCCUCACGGUCUUCGGGAUCGGCAACAUGGACGGCGACACGGUGGCGGCCAUGCAAACCCGCAUCGAGAAGAUCCUCGAGGAGUUCCUCGGAACAGCCGCCUUCCGUCUAGACCCCCCGAAGGAGAACAAGCGUGGGAUCCCGGCGAGCGAGGCCCCCAAAGCGUGGAUGCUGUCGAACAUCCCGAACCUGGCAAAAGAAAUCAUGCUGUUGGUCUUCGGGUGGUCGCACCAAACGGUCGCCUUCCACGUCUACGACGACGACGUUGACGAGAUCCCGGACUUCGUGGCGGCACUACUAGGCGUCUCCCAGAAGAACGGCGACAAGAUCCUCGCGGCGAUCAUCGAGGAGUUCGAGCAGGACACGAUGAUGGCGGCCCUGGAGGAGAUCUUCCGCGUCGGCCCGAGGCAGUCAGCGGCGCAGCUCCGAUCGCUCGCGAACGCGGCGAUCGCCUCCAUCCGCAUCGAGCUCCGGUACGCGAACGCGGCGAACGAAGAAUCCCCGCGGGUGGUGUACAUCUACAUGAAGACACCAGGUGCGGACCCGGCUAAGUGGGCUCAAUGGCAGAGGGGCCUGCGCGGACACACCUGGUCUUUCGGAGCGGGCCGCGUCACGACGAGGCGCGGGAUUGAACGCUGCAGCGGAUGCCAUGGCACGGACCACCAAGUCACCCACUGCCCCUACCUCGACAGGACGAAGGUACCGGGAUGGCGCACCACCCCCCAGCACCGCAAGGACGACGCGCGCCAGCAGAGGGACGACACGCACCCCAGGUGCCCGCCGGGACGCGACACGGCACAACGUGACAGGCCGCGCAACGCACACGCCGGCCCGUCCCGAGUGAGGGACAACAGCAACGGCUGGCCUGACGACAGGCGCCCGCGGGACGCGAGGCGCGCCCAGGACGAGUACAGGCAGAGGGGCUACCAGGACGACGGCUUCUACCCCGACGACGACGACGACGCGGCAGGCGACGCCUGGGGCGCGCCGCAGAGGCCUCAGAAGUCACAGGGCCAGGGCACACAGCGGUCGCGCAACGGGCGUCGUUGA
Trametes versicolor FP-101664 SS1 is the source of this 2859-nucleotide messenger RNA. RefSeq lists its product as uncharacterized. Lineage: Eukaryota; Fungi; Basidiomycota; Agaricomycetes; Polyporales; Polyporaceae. Bases 1 to 2859 code for a protein of 952 amino acids. The transcript has 2 exons. The record is from RefSeq and is a predicted model, not a curated record.